This is a messenger RNA of Letharia columbiana, 222 nucleotides long. RefSeq lists its product as uncharacterized. The record is from RefSeq and is a predicted model, not a curated record. NCBI's taxonomy places the organism in Eukaryota, Fungi, Ascomycota, Lecanoromycetes, Lecanorales, Parmeliaceae. The coding region runs from base 1 to 222 and encodes 73 amino acids. The transcript has a single exon.
AUGGCUGCAGCAGCUAGUGCUCGCAUGAUUGUGUGGGAGACCGCCUGGGACCGUUCUCCUGGGGACGCUCGGAGCGCAGAAAGCGACGAGCGAGAUCAUCCAAAGGUUGCCAAGGGCUGUGGUCUAGAAACCCACGUGAAUGCUGUUAAACGAUGGUUAUCGAAUGUAUCCGAGUCGUGGACCCUGAUCGUAGAGGUGUACGACAGUGGAGUCUGUGGAUGA